Messenger RNA from Suncus etruscus (white-toothed pygmy shrew), 2258 nucleotides. It is a transcript of the gene ABHD17B, whose product is annotated as abhydrolase domain containing 17B, depalmitoylase. Gene Ontology annotation, cellular component: plasma membrane; endosome membrane. Gene Ontology annotation, molecular function: palmitoyl-(protein) hydrolase activity. Lineage: Eukaryota; Metazoa; Chordata; Mammalia; Eulipotyphla; Soricidae. The coding region runs from base 84 to 950 and encodes 288 amino acids. The transcript is spliced from 4 exons. Gene Ontology annotation, biological process: protein depalmitoylation. The record is from RefSeq and is a predicted model, not a curated record.
CGCGGGACCACGCGGCGGCCGGGGAGUCCGAGCCCUUCGGCGCCUGAUCCCGCCCGGGCCGCGGGGCCCCUCCGCUGCAGAACAUGAAUAAUCUUUCAUUUAGUGAGCUAUGCUGUCUCUUCUGCUGUCCACCUUGUCCAGGAAAAAUCGCUUCAAAAUUAGCAUUUUUACCACCUGAUCCAACUUACACACUGAUGUGUGAUGAAAGUGGAAGCCGCUGGACUUUGCAUCUAUCAGAGCGAGCAGACUGGCAGUAUUCUUCCCGAGAGAAAGAUGCUAUUGAAUGUUUCAUGACUAGAACCAGUAAAGGCAACAGAAUUGCCUGCAUGUUUGUGCGUUGCUCCCCCAAUGCCAAAUACACUUUACUCUUCUCACAUGGGAAUGCUGUGGAUCUUGGUCAGAUGAGCAGCUUCUAUAUAGGAUUGGGAUCACGGAUUAAUUGUAAUAUAUUCUCCUAUGAUUAUUCUGGAUAUGGUGCAAGUUCUGGGAAACCCACAGAAAAGAACCUCUAUGCAGAUAUAGAAGCUGCUUGGCUUGCUCUCAGGACAAGGUAUGGCAUUCGUCCUGAAAAUGUGAUUAUAUAUGGCCAAAGUAUAGGGACAGUCCCAUCUGUGGAUCUUGCUGCUCGAUAUGAGAGUGCUGCUGUGAUUCUUCAUUCUCCUCUGACCUCAGGAAUGCGAGUUGCUUUUCCUGAUACCAAGAAGACAUACUGUUUUGAUGCAUUCCCCAAUAUUGACAAAAUCUCUAAGAUAACCUCUCCAGUAUUAAUAAUUCACGGGACUGAAGAUGAAGUCAUUGACUUUUCACAUGGCCUCGCGUUAUUUGAGCGGUGCCAAAGACCUGUGGAACCUCUGUGGGUUGAAGGGGCAGGUCACAAUGAUGUGGAACUUUAUGGACAGUACCUUGAAAGGUUGAAACAGUUUGUGUCACAGGAACUGGUAAAUUUGUAAAAUAGUCUGUAAAUUUGCAUACUGGGUUUAUUUUGUUCUUGCUGAACUGCACCCUGGUAAAAAGCAUAAAACCUGAAAGUUUUGUUUGCAGAUCAUGUCAGUUGCCUUCAUAAAUGUACAGGUAAUGAUUUGUUAACAAACUUAAUGAAGGUUUUGAUUACCAGAACUAGAAACUGGAAAUAACAGUAUCAUGCAGUCAAGCUGUAUAAUUUAUAUUUUUUCUGUGAAUUUUUUUUAACAUCAAAUGAGUACUGUAUAAAAUUUUAAUUAUAAAAUCAAAUGCUGUAAAAGUAUUGCCAAAUGCUUUUGCAUAUCAGAAACAAAUUUAUAAAUAUUUUUAAAACAUCUCAAUGUACUAAAUCUUAUCCUGGUAUACAAAUGUAAUAUUCUUUCAAGAAAGUCUGUAUAUCUAAAAUAACAAGUACUCAUAAUAGAAUAACCUGUAUAAAAUAUGUGAGUUCAUUAGAGAUGACCUAAGCCCUGUUGUAUAGGGAUAGAGGUUUAAACGGUUAUUUUGUUGUAAAAUACAUUGAAUUUUCUGUAUUUCCUGGCAACCAUACAUUUUAUUUCUUAAAAAAAAAUAUGAUGUAAAGACUUAAUUUUUAUGCUAUCUGUUAAUUAACCAACUAGUUACCUUGUAAAUGAAAAGUCAUGAUAGCAGUGAAUUUUAACUAGUUUUAAUUUAUAAGUUUGGUACUAUGAGGCAACUUCUUAAAUUUUUUAUUUUAGUUAAAUGGAAGUUAGAGCUUUAAGAAUGAUUUUGUAUGCGAUGUUUUAAAUUUUGACUCUUGUAGAAUGGCUGUACUCUUCAUUAUAAGAUAACUUGGAAGUCCAUUAGAUGUUCUUCAAGACCACAAACAGACUAGCUAUUUGAUCCCUUUUCACGUCACUGUUUUUAAGAAUAAGAUUUUUUGUUUUGGGUUACUAUCAGAAAUUAUCAUGGAUUCCCUCCUAUAUAGGAGCUAUGAAGACACUUAAUAAUUCAUAACUUUUAUAUUAACCAGAGUAGUAAAAAAAAAAUAAAGCUCACACAAAAAUUAAGUUGCCUUUCCUUGAAUGAAUCCUGCCUGAAUAAAAAACAAUGAAAGAAAAAACAUUAACGGUAUGUAGUCUCAUUUGUAAAUGAAUGAAUAUUGAAAUAAUAUACACUGUGGAUAUAUUUUAAGGCCUUAUGUAGUUUUAAUUGUUCUGCUUGUUCUGUGGUUAUGUCUUAAGAUUAUAGUAUAUGAUUCUCUUUAAAGUAUAUCAAGUAUUGUGAAUGCUUUGGUUCAGAUGUGUCAAAUUAACAGUAAAACAAAAAAUAUACCA